This is a messenger RNA of Prorocentrum cordatum, 385 nucleotides long. Lineage: Eukaryota; Dinophyceae; Prorocentrales; Prorocentraceae. The record is from the annotation of a GenBank genome assembly.
AGCUGGAGAAGGUGAAGGAAACCUUGAAGAUGGCGAGGGCCCCCCGCGCAUGCCUCUCCGACACCUCUCGUCGCGCAUGGGGCCCGUUUCCGUGGGGGGCGGACAGGAGUCGCCGCCAGAAUGGCGAGCUCGAUGCGGGUCUGCACCGCAUGGUCGAAGGGGCCUCAGGGGCACGGCUACGACGUGGUGGAGGCUCCACAGGCCCGACGGGCUCCAGAGCAAGCGACGACGUUCCAGCCGAGGGCCCCGUGCACAGCGCCGUCGAAGUCGCUCAAGGGAUGGAAGACGCACUGCAAGACGAUCGCGGAGGCGGAGAUGAGAGUGGUGAGCGCUCCAGGCGCCAGGAGCAGCAGUGACGUCCGCUUGACUGACCCAGAGAUCGCGG